This is a messenger RNA of Closterium sp. NIES-65, 3177 nucleotides long. The record is from the annotation of a GenBank genome assembly. NCBI's taxonomy places the organism in Eukaryota, Viridiplantae, Streptophyta, Zygnematophyceae, Desmidiales, Closteriaceae.
AUGCCCCCACCCACCCUUCUUUCCUCUCCUUUCCCCCCCAUCUCCUUUCCCCCCCAUCUCCUUUCCCCCGCAUCUCCUUUCCGCCCCUGGAUGCCCUUAAAGCUCUUCGUCUCCCCUUUUCGGUCACCCUCUGCCCCUUCUGCCACCCUCCGCCCCCGUCCUUCCAGGUCCGUUCAUGGGCGGCAGCAGUACCCCCCUCCCCAGAUACCACCUCCCUGCACCUUUUAUUCGGCACAGCCCCUCACGUGUGGCUCUCAGCAGGGCACGAGCAGGCAGUGUGGUGCAACCAGCCCGUGGCUCAGGUGUGCGGUGGUGUGCGGUGGUGUGUGGUGGUACGCAGUCUUGUGUGGUGGUACGCAGUCUUGUGUGGUGGUAGUGCCGGUGUCAGCCUGUGCUGUGCCGCAGCACAUCCCCUCAUCUGUGGGGCUCUCAGCAGGGCACGAGCAGGCAGUGUGGUGCAACCAGCCCGUGGCUCAGCUCGCCCACGCCCUCCUAUCCCUCGUCAACCCACACACGUCGCAGCCCUUCUCCUCCCCUAACACACGCCUUGCAAUCAUCUCCUGCCACCUGGUACAGAUUGAAGCACCAUCACCCCACACAGCAGGCGGUAGCAGCAGGGCCCUGGUUCUUCUAUCGAAUGUGCUCCCAUGCGACGGCAUGAAUCUCACCCUCGUUAUAAGCACACAGAAGGGGGCCGGGGAGGAGAGCUAUGGAGAGGAUCCCCUCGAUAUAAAAACGCAGGAGGAGAGGAGGCAGGGAGACGAUAAGAGGGUGAAAGGGGAGGGUCAGGGAGAGCAGGAGGCUAGGAAAAUGGGAGUGAGGAGAGAUCGUAUGGGAGUGAGGAGAGACCGUAUGGAUUGUGGGAGUAAGGCAGGGGAGGUGGAGGGAGGGUUUGGGGAGGAGGAGGGGAGUUGUGGCGAUGGAAGCAUCACAGCAGGUCACAGGGCUGCUGUGCUCAUGCUGCCUCUGCCUUCGCCUCCCCUUGCCUCCUUUCCCUCCCUCCCUGUCCCUCCCAGUAUCACCGGCAUCACAGCAGGUCACAGGGCAGCCGCCACAGCCUCCCUCCCAGUAUCACCGGCAUCACAGCAGGUCACAGGGCAGGUGCCCCAGCCGUCCCCUCUUGCCCUGCUCAUACUGCCUCUGGAGAUGGCAGACCGGGGUGGUGCUGGUCGUGUAAGGACGGCUACUCUGCAUGUGAAUAUCAAUACCAAGGGCAAGCCUCGGCCCCCUCUGCACUUCCUCUCGAUGGACCUGGCACCACUCAAUCUCCACCCUCCACUCUCCUCCUCCUCUUCCUCCUCCUCCUCCUCCUCCUCCUCCUCCUCCUCCUCCUCCUCCUCCUCCUCCUCCUCCUCCUCCUCCUCCUCCUCCUCCUCCUCCUCCUCCUCCUCCUCCUCCCCCACCACCACCACUCCAACCCACUCCUCUCGGUCAAAGUCUCUCUCCCUGCUAUCAUUGCUCGUCUCCAUCGUUCAGCCUCUACACAUGGUAAGGAUUCAAGCUUUUGAGGCGCCUCAAAAGACAUAUGGAGCCCAGCCGAGUCCCACCACUUGUCACCCUGCUGCUGCUAUCCUGGCAUCUGCUCACACUGCAGCAGCCAGUGCGAGCCACCGGAAAAGCUGCUUACAACGUGAACAUGAAGGGAGCUAUAAGAUCCUGUCGUCCCAUACCUUCCUCCGCUCCACAGUCCUUGAGCUCGACUCUCCCCCGCCACACCUCAUGCGCCCCUCCUGCCGCCACUGCCACUAUCACCACAAUCACCCCCAUUGUCACCAACGCGAUUGCCACCAUUCGCAAUGCCGCUCGCAGACGAGCGAGCAGGAAGGCGGGGGAGCAGCGGCACACAGUAGCUCUCGUUGUGACGCGUCUCAGAACCCGCAAAGUCAUGCCAAGAGCAAUGCCGGCGGGAGUUUUUUGAGAGACGGUUCAGAGGAGGUGGAGCAUUGGGGCAGAGACGAACUCGCCUUGAUGCUGCUGGUGGAUCCCUCCUGCCCCUCCUCCCUCCUCAUCUCCGUUGACCUUCCACGAUCCCUCGCCUCCCUCCUCCUCUCCUCCCUCCCUCUCCUCAUCGGCUCGGCCCUCUCCCUCGCUCUCUGCACCUCCUCCUACCUCUUCUCUCACUCACUCUCCCACUCCUCCUCUCCCUCGCUCCACACUCUCCCUUCUCUCCUCUCUCUCAUCGCCUCCUCUCCUUGGCCGUCUUUCUCUAGCCCUGUUCCACGCUCCCUCCUCUCCUCACUCAUAAUCUUCUCUCUCCUGCACUCCCUCUCUCACUCCUCUCACUUUUCACUCCCCCUCUCUCACUCCCAUCCUCUAGAAUCACCCCCCACACACUCAGGAUUCUCCACUCUCCAGGUUCAUUCUGCUGCUUCCUCUUCCAGUCACCCUCUCCCUCUCUACCACUCCCUCCUCUCUCCGCUCCUCCUCUUCCUCCCUUCCCUUCCAAGACUCUCUCCUUCUCUCACCUCGUUUCUUCACACACUCACCUCCUCCCUUCACUCCUCCCUCCACUCCACCCUUCCCUCCUCUCUCCGCACCCUCCUUCCCUCUUCUCUCCAAAUCAACCCAAACCGACCACACCAUGCCACGUCAUUCUUACUUUUCCUUGCAUCAGCACGGUGCAUGCUGAGCUGUAUUUUCUCCACGCUGACAUCAGCACUCGUCUCAAUCCUCUUAGCAGUCGGGUAUUGGCCCGCACUCCUCUUCCUCUUCCCCCUCCUUCCGCUCGCCCUCUUCUCCCCUUUCCUCGCUCUCCUCUUGGCUGCUGCUGUUCAAAUCACACGGGCAUCUCAAGCCAAGACAAGGACUUCCCUCUCAGUGGUAUCAGAGCUUCUUCUGGCCGAUGCCCUCCUGCUGCUUGUCACUGCCCUCUUCCACCUGCCUCCCUUCAUUGCUCUCCUCCACGCCAAGGCAUCACUAUCCAUGGCCCCUUUCCAAGACAUCCUGCCCUCCAUAGCAUCACUACUGCUUAUAGUCACUCCACCGCUCUGCUCCUCCCAGAACUCCCCCACCCUUCCUUUCAAGCCAACAGUGUUGCAGCAAGUGGUGUUUUUUGUCUGCUAUCUGUGCGGGGUGGCAUCGUUUGUUUUUUCUCUGUACCUAGUUCUGCCUUUUUGUCUCAAUGUGGUUGCUGUAGUUGCUGUUUCGAGAUUCGUUAUGUACCUCCCCCGUUUGUAA